Molecule: messenger RNA, 1236 nt
Organism: Apis mellifera (honey bee)
Lineage: Eukaryota; Metazoa; Arthropoda; Insecta; Hymenoptera; Apidae
Product: zinc finger protein 616
Exons: 3
Coding region: 215-1084 (289 amino acids)
Biological process (GO): regulation of transcription by RNA polymerase II
Molecular function (GO): DNA-binding transcription factor activity; RNA polymerase II cis-regulatory region sequence-specific DNA binding
Source: RefSeq, a predicted model, not a curated record
UAUGGCAGAGUCUGAAUACUUUUGUGAAUCACACAUAUUUUUGUAAAAUAAAUAGCCAGUUAGAAGAAGGACUCGGAAUUUGUAUAGCAGCUGAUGUGUAAAGAUGGCCAAGCUCAAUACAAACAAAUAGUGAUCAGUGACGUGCUCAUUUUACGACUGACUCUGUACCUAGGGGGCAAAUGAUAAACAAAUUUAUUUUGUUACACAUUAAAAAAUGGCUUAUGAUACACGUAAUAUAAAAUAUUCAUCUGAAAUGCACAAUCAUCAACAUAAUCAACCUAAUAUAACUGGAUAUACAUAUUCUGGACAUCCAGUACCACAUGCUCAACAUACAGAUGAAAAUAGAAAUGAAAAUAAUUGUGGAAAUAAGGAAACAUGUUCUCAAAUAUCUCAUCAAUCUUCGGGUACACAGACAAUUCAAAAAGUAGAUGCAGCAACCAUGACUGAUCCAUUACAAAUAGAUUUUAGACUUACUUCUGAGUAUUUAGCACGAUGUUCUAGUACAUUAGGUUUACCAUAUGUAACUAAAUAUGAAGAAAAUAGCAAUAAUUCAACUCAUAAUUGUCAAGAAAUUCGACCAAAAAUUGAAUUUGAAGUUGAACCACAACAUAUCAAUGGUAUGUUAAUUUAUCAUUGUCCAGAAUGUGCAUAUAGAUUUGAAGACAGAGAAGCGUUACAUGAACAUUUAGAGGAUCAUAGACAACGACCCCACAUCUGUGAUAUUUGUGGUGCAAGUUUAAAACGCAAAGAACAUCUAGAUCGUCAUAAACAAGGACAUAAUAAAGAUAGGCCUUAUCAGUGUAAUAUGUGUUGCAAAGCAUUUAAACGCAAUGAACAUCUUGCACGUCAUAUGAUUAUUCACUCUGGUAGCAAAAAUCAAGUUUGUACAGAAUGUGGCAAAGCUUUUUAUAGAAAGGAUCAUUUAAAAAAGCACUUGCAAAGUCAUAAUAGUAGUAGAAAUAAAAAUCUAAAUAGUUCACAAAAUAAUCAAAAUAGUCAUAAUAAUGGCGAUGAAGGAUUAAGUAGUUUUGCAAUGAUGAUGAGACAAACUGGGCCACCUCCAUUUUCUAUUUUAAGAACUUAAUACAUUUUUAUCUUAUUAAAAUUGUUUUAUAAUUUAGGCAAUUUAAAUUUAAGAGAUUGAUACAGCGAGCUUUAUCAGAGACAUUUUCAUGAUAUAACAGAAUAGUUGUUAAUUGUUCUGAAUUUUGCAGUUAUGUACAUAUAUAUAUAUAU